AUGAGUACCGAAGGUCCAGGUGCUCUGUGUGGAGUAAGAAUCGUUAAAGGGGCGAUCAUAAUUAUCGCAGACAUAACCAAGAGCCCAGGCGGUGGGUGCCGUACAUCAUCAAUGACUAUGGCUGAGAGUGUCGUUGUUGAUGCCGUGGCUGCGCCACCAGGUCCAAAGAAGACUUUACCUUCUUGUGUCAAUGAUAACACGAAAGUACCAUCAGCCAAUCGGAAUCAUUUAUCUCUUCGUAAAAGAAGGCGUUUGAACCAAGUCUUAGAUAAUCUUCAGGCCCAUAAAAAUCUUCCAAAUGAAAACGAAUUAUCAAAUCGUUUUGAAUCUACGUUAUUAGCAUCAGAAGAAGAAGAGGAAGAAGAAGAGGAUAUUUUCAGUUCUUUGAGGCCCCCGAUAGGUUUUUCAAGGCUUGAAAAGUCUGAAUUAACUCUCACACAGAAAGUGAAAGAAGAACCAAUAGAGUACCUAACGGAAGAAAGAAUUCCAGAAAACAAUGAAAAAAAUCGGAAAAAUCAGCUGUCUAUCAGUCUUCGAAGUUAUCAUAGACCAUUUUUAAAAUUUGCGGAUUAUAGCUGCGUGGAUUGUUCGAUUCCUACUAUCAUGCUACCUUUAUCCAAAUCGCGUUCUCUUGCCUCUUCAACUGCAGCAAAGCCUCUUGAUUCGAGCCGACUGACGCCAGUUUCACCAUUUCCUUACACUUUUGAGCACUAUUUGCACACAAAGUAUCUGCCAACAGCUGAUAAAAGGACAACUCAUUUGGACUUAAAUAUAACUUGGGAUCAACUGCCACUUGAAAAAAAUUGCCACAUUGUCAAAAGUGACUACUUAGAAAAUCUUAGUACUUGCCCACAAGAAUCACCAUUAGAUUUAUCCAUGAAAAACUUGAAUAUGAACAGGCCAGCAACACUUCAACUGCUAUCACCUGGUCUUGUUAGCAAAACAACUGUGAGUGUUCCAGUAGUUCGUGGUGAUGUCGCAUCACCAACAACAAAAGAGACUGUUGCUUUUCGUUAUAAUUUAGAAGUGUCACCUGUCGUUGAGGAAAUGCCUCCUGGAACCGAUGUGGCUUACGUUUGUCCAGUUUGUGGACAGAUGUUUAGUCUUCAUGAUAGACUUGCAAAACACAUGGCUUCUAGGCACAGAAAACAAGGAUCCAAAGAUGCGUCUGCAAAAGCAUACUGCUGUGAUGUUUGUAACCGAAGUUUUGCAAGAUCUGACAUGCUGACAAGGCAUAUGAGAUUACAUACUGGAGUCAAACCCUACACAUGUAGAGUAUGUGGACAAGUAUUCAGCAGAUCGGACCAUUUGAGCACUCAUCAGAGAACUCAUACCGGAGAAAAACCAUACAAAUGUCCGCAAUGUGUCUACGCUGCCUGUCGAAGAGACAUGAUCACCAGGCACCUCAGAACACAUGCUAGAUACUCAGAUGGACAAAAUAAAUGUGAAGAAAAUGAUAAUGAGAGUUCAACUCAUUUGCUAGAUUCAUUCACUGUUAAAACUGAAUGACGAUAUUAUCUUUAUCAUUCAUUUUGUUCUGGAAUAUUUAAUGAAGCUGACUGGUUUAGUUCUAUAUAUUUUUAAGUAAGAAUUUAACUGAAUCCGUCUAUUUGAUUAAGUUUUUAAUCUAUUGAGUCACAUUUAUUAAAUGUUUUGUUUCUGUUGAAGUGUCAUUUGAGAAAACAGGCAUCAGAUAAUCACAAAAAAGAAAAAUUGAAAACCAACUGCUGACGAAGAAACAAUAUUAAAAUAUCGACAAAUUAUUUAUCAUUAUGAAACAUAAUUACUAUGUGCAUCGUCGAAUUUUAAUAUUUUUUUUUCAUUCAUUAUAGACAAGCAAGCAACCUAGCAGUAUUAUCAGUUACAUUAACUAUUAAUGAGCAUGCUUCAAAAAUUUUUUCUAUUGAUUUAUUUUCAUGGGCAUUGUUGUUUGAAAAUGCCCAAUUUUUUCAAUGCCAGCUGCUACUAUUAAUGACGGUUGUGCUUUUUUUUAUCUUUACCUAUCUUUUUAGUCGUUAAGGUUGAUUCCAAGCCAUAUUCACGUACUACUGCUUGAAAAGUUCUUUAGUAAUAUGUGUGUGAACAGAUAUACGCUAGCAAGUAAAGUGUAGAUCAUACUCUACAUACAAUGAUAUAUGCUGGCUGUUGCCUUCAAAGCAUCACUUGGACAUCCAAAAUCCAAGAUAAUAGCCUAGAAAUAAAAUAGUUGGAAGUUACCUUAUUAAUUUGAAGACACGGCUUAACGUUAUAACAAUAAUGACAUCUUCUAUAACAAAAUGUCAGAAAUUUUCCCAAGUUCGCUAUCCUGAUUUUUGGAUGCCCUAGUGAUUUUUGAAGCCUCUGUCUAUUUGCAUCUUGCUUCUGGAAAGAACAAAAAAAUUUUAGUGUUCAAAAGUUUAUUUUGAAAACUAUGUUGAGAAAAAAAUCUCGAAAUCUUAACUAAUUUCGUUUUCCAAGCACAACAAAUAAAUAAUAAAUUGAUAGUCAAUUCAGGGUGUUCUACCAGGAAAUAAAAUUGUUAAGAACAGAAAUGUCAGGAUUCAUCGAUCCUUGCGUAUAAAAGAUGUCAACUCCGACAAGAGGGGUUAUUCUUAAUAGUAUAUUUCGUUACAAGUGCCCAAGCAAAGAGUGUGCUCACAACGAAUCUGGAGGGGCAAGCACGAGCCUUGGCGAGUUGUGAGAGGGCUCUCUGAUUGGGCACAUGUAUCGAACUAUAUUUUAUGUUACUAGAGACAGUGGUAAUAAUGUGUGAAUUUCCAAAAAACGCACUACCCCUCUUACGCUUUGGAAAUUUACACAUUAUUCCCACUGCCCUUGUAACAUAAAGAAUUUUUAUGACACCAUGGUGUAAUUUCAAAUCAACUUAUUUAAUUUUUAAGAUUUUAAAUCAAUAAAAUUUUUAUUUUAGAUCAUUUAAAUAAAGGUUUUUUUAUUUGCUGCUAACAAAAAAUGUUAAUUACUUGAUAUUAAAAGUGACUAAAAAUCAAUAAUCUAAAAAAGUAAAUAACGUUAAACAAUAUUUAGUUGUGGUUUUACGUGAUUUAUGCUUGAUUUUAAAUAUUCUGACAGCAUGAUUUUGUAUAUUGGAUAACUCUUUGCUUUGACAUUUGUUGUCUCAAAAAAUGAAUAGGAGAAUAAAUUGAAAAAAAAUUGACAGUUUAGAUAGUUAUUUCAUUUGAAAAAUAAGUCUAAAAAAUAUAAUUUACGAGAAUUUCAAUAAUUCAGAGUCAACCAUAAUUGGAGCAUUUAUUACUUUUUUCAACUUCACAGUUAUUGUUCAUUAAGUUUUAAAUAUGUGCCAAAAUUUUUUUACGUUUUAGUUCAUAUGACUAGAUUUGUAUAUUAUAAAUUUUUGAAACGCAUAGUUUUUUUUAAAGAAUUAUGUCUUUUUAUAUUAUUUAAUUUUUCAAUUUUGAAAUGAAACAAAUUAGUUCAAGAAUUAUAUGCCUCAGGUACCUGUUACUAUUUCUAUCUGCUAGCACACUAACACAAACAAUUGCUAUUGUUGAGAGAAAAAUGCUACAAUCUAGCUGAUUUUUUUUUGUAAUUUGGGGCUUCAAGUUAAAGAAAAAUAUUUCCUUUUCCUGAAAACUGUUGCCAUUUGGACAUAAUUUUUCAAGAUUCAGACCGUUUGUAUUUUUUUAGGUUUAAGAGAUUAUUUUCGGAGCAGAAAGCAAGCUUUCUGUUCAUUUUGAAAGCUAUUUUAAUCGAGUUCGAUAAAUAAUCGAUUAAGCUGGAACAACAUUGACUCUUUUCAAUGAAUUUAUUCAUUAGUUGGAAAAAAAAUGUUCCAACAAUAAUUUUAUUGUUGAAUAUUGUUCCAAAAUAUAAUAAAUAAUUUUUUUUAUCGAAGUAAUUUUACAUAUAAAUAUGAAAAAAUAAAAUUUUCUCCAUCAGCAUAAACAGUUUAUUAAUGUUCUGUUCAUGCGUGAUGGUUCGCGGAGUAGCGAACAAGAUUUUACAAGAUAAUCUUAAAUUAGGUUAGGCUAGAAAUCUCCUUCAGGUAUAUUUCGUUCAAGAACCAAAAAAAUUGUACUUAUAUAAAUUGAAAAAGUUAAUUGAAUAUUGGCAAAUUCAAAAAUACAUUUUGGUUAAUUUUCAAAAUUUAUUGCUUUGUUUUAUUUAUUUAUUGUUACUAUUCAUUUUGAUAAAAAAAAACUCAUCUCAAUUAAGUUAACCAGUCUAUAUUUCAAAAGGAUCGCUCAAAUGAUGACGAUUUUUACUCAUAUUGAUUGUUUUUUUUAAAGAUAAUGACAAUGUUCUGAAAUUUUUUACAGAGUCAGAUUUUCAAAUUGUCAAUAUGAUGUUAUAUUUAUCUUUUCAUGUUGUUCGGAGGAAGUUUUCAUAAUUAUUUUAUUAAAAAUAAUAUUCAACAUUAGCUCUUGUAGGCAUCUUCAUCAUUUUCAAAAAAUAGAUAUACUAUAAAAAGAGUCUAUACUAGAAGUCAAGUUUCGUUGAUCAAUUGAAAAAUAAAAUUUUUCGAUAGGUCAAUAAUAAGUUUCCAUUUAAAAUCUCUAAUAAAAUUAGAUGUAGCAACAUAUGGCUGGCACACACACCUACACACACUAACUUGGACUAAUAUUGUACAGAGUGCAAGCAAGUCGCGCUUUAAUUUGAUCCAGGCACGUUCUGUUUUGAAUGGGCAUUUCAAAAAUUUUACCCGAUUUUGACGAAAAAAUUAUUUUAAAGGUAUUUCGACCUCCCGAUUUCAAUAAAAUUUUUUAAAAAAUUCUAUGCCCCUGGGAAAGGGUUAAAAAAAAUUAAUUAAAAAUAAAAUUAUUGAUUCCGCGAUCUAUGUUAGAAUAAGAUAAAAAUGUUCCAAAUAAAAGUUGUAGAGAAUAAUAUUUUAGGGGGGGGUUAGUUUUAUAAGUUUUUUUUUUCAACCAUCCGUUUUCGCGUAAUUAAUUUUUAAAGUUUUAUAUUUUUUGAUUAACGCGUUUCCCCUCACGAGUCACCACUCAAAACUCUCCUGCGCGAUCGCGAUAGAUAUAUAAAAAAGAGAGACAGUUUUAUUUUGACCCGACGUUACCCGACGCUACUCGACUGUACCCGACUAGACGCACACACGCACACACAGCUGUUGUAGUUACACGCACCGUAAUAGUAUUAGUUACAUAAACUUUUAAAUUCGAUUUCAAUCAAUUCUCUCAAAUCACGGAAAAAUCACAAAUAACUUUCUCAAUAAUCGACGGAAAAAAAAAUAAAAACGGGAAAAUUUUCUUUAAUCGUAGUACAUUAAUUUCGUUGUAGGACAUUUUCCCGAAAAAACCACCCCUUUUCCCCCAAAAAUAAUUACGGGCCGCGAGAAAAUAGAAAUAGCAAUAUUAUUAUGAGCAUACGAUAGUUUAUUUAAUUUAUAAUAUGACUAAAAAAAAAUUUUUUGAAUCGAUAAUUUUAUUUUUAAUUAAUUUUUUUUAA
Molecule: messenger RNA, 5418 nt
Organism: Aphidius gifuensis
Lineage: Eukaryota; Metazoa; Arthropoda; Insecta; Hymenoptera; Braconidae
Gene: klu
Product: zinc finger protein 232
Exons: 2
Coding region: 1-1509 (502 amino acids)
Biological process (GO): regulation of transcription by RNA polymerase II
Molecular function (GO): DNA-binding transcription factor activity; RNA polymerase II cis-regulatory region sequence-specific DNA binding
Source: RefSeq, a predicted model, not a curated record